GGAGGACGGGGACAUUCAUUGCUCUGAAUGUCCUGACAGAGCAAGCCUUAUCGAUGGGAUAUGUGGAUCCUGUGGGCUGUGUGAAUACAUUGAGAAGACAGAGGGUCGACAUGAUUCAAACACCGGAUCAGUAUAUAUUUCUGCACAUGGCACUUCUGGAGACAUUGAUGCUAUCCACAUCGGCACUAUCUGCGUCGCAGUUUCUGGCAGCUUAUAAAGAACUUAUGGCUUUCGGUAAUGACCAUAGGAGACGGAAGAUCGAUGUUGAGUUCUCUAGAAUGGAGAAAAUGUCUCCCGUGGCUGAUGAACGUCAAUAUGUGAGUGCAAAAGAAGUGAGGAACCGAAACAAGAAUCGGUAUACAAACAUCCUCCCAGUCGCGGACCACAUGCCGUACUUGACUCCUUCUGGAAUGAGGUCUGAACCUGAUUACAUCAACGCUGUAUUCUUACCGAAUUACAAGAAGAAGGGGGCGUUCAUCAUCACCCAGACACCUCUCAAAGUGACUAAGACCGACUUCUGGAGGAUGGUGGUUGAACACGAUGUCCAUACCAUCGUCAUGAUGAACAAUAGGAGUGAAAUGAAGGAAGACGAAAUAUUCUGGCCUGAAAAUGAAGACCACAUGUUAAAUGAGAACAUGACGAUUGGCAAGACAGGCGAGGAAUGUAAAGGAGGAUUAAGGAAGAUAACGCUUGACUUGAAUCGGUUUGGAAAGACACGGAAACUUCAGCUUAUACAAUUUGAAGGAUGGCCUAAUUAUUCAGCGUUGCCAUCCUCUCCAAAAGAUAUUAUAAACCUCUUCGAUGCAGUGCAGUACUGGCAACAUCAAUCAGGAAACAACCCUGUUCUCGUGCAUUGCAUGAACGGAGCAGACAGAAGUGGCUUGUUCUGUGUCGUGUCAGCAGUCUUGGAGAGGAUGAAGAUAGAACAAGACGUUGCUAUUACCCAGGUCAUCAAAGAGAUGAGGAACUACAGGGAACAGAUUGUUCCUUCUCUGGACCAGUUUCAGUUUGUACAUGAAGUUAUCAAAGAAUACAUUCUACAAAAUGAAACAUAUUCAAAUUUCACCGACUGAGGUCCACGGGCUAUGGAGAAAUGUGAUAUUUAUAAAGCAACCAUUGUUUUUUUUUAUACGUGUGUAUUGGUUAUCUUAAUCUGUCAUAAAUUACGUACUAUUUGUAAAUGUGCUUUUAUAUAAUUAUUUCACACUCGAUUGCUUUAAUGAAAAUGUCAAGUUGAUGUACAUGUGUAUUAUAUUCUCAAACAGUGGUGAAUGAAGCUAAAUCUUUAAGAACAUUUCUUUGCCAAACCGUACUCUUUUGAUUGUCGUUGUCAUAAAAAUGUGUUUUUAUAAAAUGUACGUAUAUUAAAGUGGCAACGUGUUUGCAAAGCGGGAAAUACAAGUGUUUACACCUCUCAAGUACCGGAACACCCGUGACUGUUGUAACAAAUAAUAGCUAAGAGCGUACGUGUAUAGUUAUUAUUCAAAGCUAUGCUUUGAAGUGUCUGAAUCGGAAAUACGUUUUGUAUUGUACAUCAUUAAAUUAUCAGUGUUAAGAACUCCUCGAUAUAAACUUUAUAAACCCUUUUGGUUUGUAAGGUAAAAUUCGCUACUUGCAAAAGUGGUGUUCCUCAGAAGCAGGAAGUCGUUGCUAUUCAAAAAUGAGUUGGAAGAGUCUCACUUCUCAUACAAAUCAGGAAGAAGUCUAGUUUCAUUACGUUCACAUACUUAUUUAUUAAUUAAAUCUCAUUUUUCGUGAAAACGUGACUGCCUCCACAAGACAUAUUUCGCU
Messenger RNA from Mya arenaria, 1791 nucleotides. Its product is annotated as receptor-type tyrosine-protein phosphatase alpha-like. Lineage: Eukaryota; Metazoa; Mollusca; Bivalvia; Myida; Myidae. Gene Ontology annotation, molecular function: protein tyrosine phosphatase activity. The transcript is spliced from 9 exons. Bases 54 to 1073 code for a protein of 339 amino acids. The record is from RefSeq and is a predicted model, not a curated record. Gene Ontology annotation, biological process: protein dephosphorylation.